CAUGGCAUCGGGAACCAGCUUUCAGCGAAAAACACGUGCUAAAGUUUCCCAAAUUGCUGGUGUGAAGCCUUCCUUGCAAAAUAACCAACUUCUUGUCUCUACUGGAGUGCCGUCCUUUGACCUAGUCAUAGGUGGGGGAAUAGCAGUUGGAUCUGUUGUCAUUGUAGAGGAGGAUACCUAUGGAAACUAUGCGAAGUUGUUGCUGAAGUAUUUUCUGGCUGAAGGUGUGAUGUGUAGCCAUCACUUACAUGUUUCCAGUGCUGAUCUCUCUCCUGAUGAACUCUUGAAGGAGCUACCCGGACCAGUAACAGAUGAGCCAGUUACCCAGCAUCCUGACCAAGCUGAUAACACAGGCUCUGACUCAUUGAAAAUAGCCUGGAGGUAUCAGAAUCUACCGAAACUCCAGCCAGGCCAAGUGGCUUCCAAGUUUGGUCAUUAUUAUGAUCUGACCAAGACUAUGUCACCAGAGAGAGUUGAUGCUGUGGACAAAACACUUUUUGAUGUAGCUCAAGUCACCAAACAACAAGAUGCAGACAGCAAAUCUCGAUAUGUUCCCUUACUACGAUCUGUCAAACAGAUGAUUGACACAGGGCAAUUUUUAACAAAGUCUACCACUGAAAAGAGAAACAUUCUCAGGAUAGGUAUUCAUUCCUUGGGUUCACCUCUGUGGGGUGAAAAUGGUGGAGUUGGCUCCCUUGGAUCAGGUUAUGACGCUGCCUUACCCAGGUUUUUGAUAGGGCUGAGGGCCUUGUUGAGAAGUGCUUAUGCUGUUUGUUUACUCACUGUGCCUUCACAUCUUUUCCAGGACAUUGGUUUUACAUCCCGGAUAGAGAGGCUGGGGGACACAGUGGUGGCCCUUCAGAGUUUUGCUGGAUCUGACAAAGAGAAAAACCCAUUGUACAAAGAAUAUCAUGGUUUGUUCAAUAUUAUUCAGCUGCCUCAUCUAAACACGCUCACACCACACAUGCCAGACACAAUGGAUUGGGCAUUCAAGCUUAGGAGAAAGAAAUUCACCAUCGAGAAAUUGCACUUGCCUCCAGAGUUAUCAGAAACAACAAGUCGCUCUCAGGAAGACCCAGCCCCAAAUCUGAAGCAGUCACGCUGCGGCAGUUCAUCAGGAAGCAGCAAGCUGGAUUUUUGAGUUACCUUCAUUUGACAAAGAUCAACAAAAAGACAUUCUGAGUGCAUAGCUUGGGAUGGAUAGCUUUUAAAUCAUCACGUUAGCAUAAUUGAGAUCACAGACUUGAGAACAAGAUCGUCUUUCCGAUUCUGAACACAGACAAAUGUAAGUCUGUUUUAACUGUUGUUUUCUGUUGUGUAUUAUUUAUAUAAAGGUGAAGCGUCAGGAAUUUUUGUGCUGAUAAAUGUGCUAUCUCACAGUGGACUUCAAUUUUCUUAUUGUCAAAGAAGAAACAUUUAGUUUUAUGACAUUCCAAUCUGAGCUCAGCCAGAUAACAUCAUAGUAUGGGAUUGCUGUGAAUUCAACACCAUCUCAUGUUGACUUUCUUUCAUGUCAUACGUGGGAACAUCUCCUAGUAAUCUGCGGAGGGUUGUGGGUUUCCCCCAGACUCUGCCAGGUUUCCUCCCACCAUAAUGCAGGCAGCUGUAAUAUAAUUGAAAUAUUCCUGAUACGCAGGUAAAACUCUAGUCAGAUAAAUAAACAAAUAAAUAGUUUUGAUUGUGACUCUCACCACAUUCCCCAUAGUUAAUGUUCCAGUUUGACCUUUUCACCCCAUGCAACCAAGUGGGCUUGUUAUGUCCUCGCACAGAUCGCCUAAUCUACAUUCAGGUGUUAAUUUCAGUCUUGCACAAAUUUCAGAUAAAAGCCAAAGCAUGUGUACAUGAAACAUGCAGUUACAGAAACAUUGUUGUGGGUUUUGUUUUCUCAGACCAUUACCCAAUGAUCUUGACAUUGUGUUAAAGUUCUUAGUGGUGAUAUUCUUGUAAUUGGAAAAUAGCGAGUACAUAAGUAGGGUACAGCACAUGCAGGCAUACACAGUUCAGACCACAAGGGUCUGAGAAAUGGAGUUAGGUGUUCAAAUCCAGCUCGCGCUACAUGAAACUGGGCAUCAUCCUUCAGUGGCUCGCUCUUCUCAAGCGAAGGAAUGCCAUUUACCAGUGAGGUUGAAAUGAACCCAGCUCCAAGUCAUUCAUCUGCAGCCGUAAAUCAGGAUGUUCUGCCAGUACCUGGAGAGGCUUCCCCUGGUCUCUGUUUUGUCAGUGAAAUAUUCUUGUGCAUAACAUAAAGAAUAAUUCAGUUUAAAUAAUAAUUUUGUAAGUGAUUAAUGUUCAUAAAAGUCACAAAAUAUAGCUUUUGGUACUAAAAUUUACCCUUUUCCUACCUUCCAAUCAAACCUCAAAACACCUUUGCAAGAUCAACCAGUCACAGACAAAAUUUUACAAUAAUUCUUCAAACUUUCACACUCUUUUUCAGGCAUAUUCUGAAGGCAUUAAUCUGUGUUGACUGAUAAAAUUAUAGUGUUUGUGAAGCCCAGAAACUGGCCCAUCCAACCAAUGUACACGUAGUUUGGUCUCCACAAUCCUCUUAAAUAAAUUUUUUGGCACUAAAAGUUGUUCUUUCGUGUGUUAAAAGGUCGAGGAAUUAACUAUAAAUAGACAUUGUCGCCCACCUGUGAAAAACACAGACAUGCUCUACUGUAGUUCUCGGUCUGGCAGCAACCAGUGGAACAUCAUGUUUGCUGCUGCUGUAUAAGUGAAAUAUUCUUGAGUAUGGCUUAAAGCAUUAAUCAUGUAAUCAA
Messenger RNA from Liolophura sinensis, 2759 nucleotides. RefSeq names its product elongator complex protein 4-like. The record is from RefSeq and is a predicted model, not a curated record. Gene Ontology annotation, cellular component: elongator holoenzyme complex; transcription elongation factor complex; cytoplasm. NCBI's taxonomy places the organism in Eukaryota, Metazoa, Mollusca, Polyplacophora, Chitonida, Chitonidae. Gene Ontology annotation, biological process: tRNA wobble uridine modification.